Penicillium verhagenii is the source of this 1416-nucleotide messenger RNA. RefSeq names its product FMN-dependent alpha-hydroxy acid dehydrogenase. The transcript has 4 exons. The coding region runs from base 1 to 1416 and encodes 471 amino acids. Gene Ontology annotation, molecular function: heme binding; oxidoreductase activity. The record is from RefSeq and is a predicted model, not a curated record. NCBI's taxonomy places the organism in Eukaryota, Fungi, Ascomycota, Eurotiomycetes, Eurotiales, Aspergillaceae.
AUGAUGCUCUCGUGGGCAGAUGUUAAGCAGCGCAAUAGCCGCAAGUCUUGCUGGUUAGCCAUCCACGGUGCCGUGUAUGAUGUGACGGACUUCUUGGAUUCGCACCCCGGUGGCGCAAAUGUAAUAUUGCGCUGCGCAGGCAAGGAUGCGACCGGCGAGUUUGACUCGGUUCAUUCACCUGAAGUCCUAACUGAGGCACUACCAAGCAGUGCUUUAAAAGGUCAUAUCAACCCGGCCCGAGAUCCAGAUGCCUCGCUUAGUGCCGAGGGCACCUCGAAAGAGCCAGAAACCAGGCCAGCAGACAGUGGGCCUCCACCAUUAGGCACACUCAUCAACUUGCAUGAUUUCGAACAAGUGGCCCAGAAAUAUCUGCCUGCAAACGCAUGGGCCUAUUACUAUUCCGGGGCCGACGAUGAGAUCAGCAAGCGGAACAAUGCCAAAGCAUAUCAAAAGGUUGCUUUACGACCACGAAUCCUGCGCAAUAUUCCCAAUGUGGACACCAGUACUUCGGUACUUGGUCACAAAGUAUCACUUCCGGUGUAUAUUUCACCCGUGGGAAUUGCCAAGCUCGCACAUCCACAUGGCGAAUGUGCCUUAGCUGCAGCCGCAGGCAGGGAGGGCUUGGCCCAAGUCCUAGCCAAUGGCGCCAGCAUGCCGAUUGAGCGGGUGAUGGAGGCUCGCACAUCCCCAGAUCAACCGCUGUUUGCUCAAGUGUAUGUUAAUCGGGAUAUAAAAAAAUCGGUGGAGACAGUUCGGCGAGCAGUGAAGGCAGGAGCCAAAGCAAUUUGGAUCACUGUUGACUCCCCAGUCGUUGGGAAGAGAGAGAUGGAUGAGCGGCUCAAUUUGAGCGUUUCGGCACAAGAUAGUGAUGCUCAAGGACAGGGCGUUGCCAAGAUUCUGGCGAGCUCGAUAUCUCCCUUCAUUGAUUGGAGCAUUCUUUCGUGGUUGCGCGAUCUGACGAACCUCCCAGUCGUAAUCAAGGGAAUUCAAUGCGUGGAGGAUGCGGUGCUUGCCUAUGAGCAUGGAGUGCAGGGUAUCGUGCUAUCUAAUCACGGUGGCCGCUCGCAAGACACUGCUCAAUCGCCGCUAUUGACCCUUCUAGAGAUCCGCAAAUUUGCACCGCACUUAAUAAAAAGCGAAAUGCAGAUAUUUAUCGAUGGUGGUAUUCGACGCGGGACCGAUGUGCUGAAAGCCAUUGCCCUGGGCGCCACGGCUGUUGGUUUGGGUCGACCUUUCCUAUUUAGCUUGUCAGCAGGUUAUGGAGAAAACGGAGUACGACGUAUGCUGGAGAUAUUGCGACAAGAGAUCGAGUCUAAUAUGGUGUUUCUUGGAGCUACUAACCUUCGUGAGCUGUGCCCGGAGAUGGUGAAUGCUAGUCGGUUGGAACGCGACAUGAUUGGAAGUGUCAAAUUGUAA